Messenger RNA from Gossypium raimondii (Peruvian cotton), 628 nucleotides. RefSeq names its product 3-oxoacyl-[acyl-carrier-protein] synthase II, chloroplastic. Gene Ontology annotation, molecular function: 3-oxoacyl-[acyl-carrier-protein] synthase activity. The record is from RefSeq and is a predicted model, not a curated record. Lineage: Eukaryota; Viridiplantae; Streptophyta; Magnoliopsida; Malvales; Malvaceae. Gene Ontology annotation, biological process: fatty acid biosynthetic process. Gene Ontology annotation, cellular component: chloroplast stroma.
AUGGCAAUGGAACUGUGGGAAGGGGACAGCCAGCAUGGGGAAGACUGCUUGAAUUUGGCCUUUUCUCUUCAGGAGUUCUUAAAGAAUCCUCAUCGAGUUAAGGCUGACUUGGGCGAGUUUGGAGCAAACGGAUCGCUUAAGGCCGCAUUUGAUUAUGAGACGAAAGGAGGAUUCUUGGAGAGAUCAAAUCUUCUUAACGAUGGAUGGGUCGCACCAAAACUUUCCAAGAGGAUGGACAAAUUCAUGCUUUAUUCUCUUCUUCGCGGAAAGAAAGCUUUGCAAGGGGGAAUAAAUGAAGAUGUAAUGGAGGAGUUAGAUAAAACGAAAUGAGUUUUGAUUGGUUCAAGAAUGGGUGGCAUGAAGGUUUUCAACGAUACGAUUGAAGCUUUGAGGAUCUCAUACAGAAAGAUGAAUCCUUUUUGCGUACCGUUUGCUACAACAAAUAUGGGUUCUGCAAUGCUUGCAAUGGAUUUAGGAUGGAUGGGUCCUAAUUAUUCAAUCUAGGCUUUUAUAUGUAUAUUAUUUUUGCAUGACCUCUAUAUGCACCUGAACGAUGUAUAUGUACCUGAACGAUAAUAUUUUAUAUGAUAUUGAUAAUAUUAAGAAGUCCUAAUUGCAAUGACCUCUA